Molecule: messenger RNA, 1179 nt
Organism: Fomitiporia mediterranea MF3/22
Lineage: Eukaryota; Fungi; Basidiomycota; Agaricomycetes; Hymenochaetales; Hymenochaetaceae
Exons: 4
Coding region: 1-1179 (392 amino acids)
Source: RefSeq, a predicted model, not a curated record
AUGGACAAUACCGUGACUCUAUCGGUUGCUCCUGCUCGUGUGGACGAGAUAUCGCAACCAUGCACAAUGCCACUACUCCAGAUCCCAUUCAACGUCAUUCUCUUGUAUUCUACUAAGCCAAGGAAAUGGCUUCUCUACUGUGCAAGAACAAUAUGUGGUGCCGAUGGACGUCUUAAUUUCAGAAGUGGGUUUAUUAGCCAGGAAGAUAUGGACGGGACCGUCGAGCCAGGUGACCAUUAUGUGUAUCAACUUCACGGUGACCCAAACUAUGUCGACAUGGACUUGAAACACAGGACCAGCCGAAAUUCAUGGUCGAGUCAGUCUCACAUUUCCCAAGACGACUUAAAAGACUACUAUGGAGGGUGCCCCUUCUCGAGGUUUUCUGUUGCACGUUGUCAAGUGUGUCACCUUAUUCCGCACUCAAAGGGCGACACCUACUAUCAAAACAUUUUAGCCCCACGUAGUUACCCGGGUGCUCAGAUUAGUGUCGAAGAGAAACAGAAUAUGCUAUUCAUGGAUGUCGGUAUUCACAUGAUUUUCGAUAGGGACAUGAUUGUCGGGUUCUUGAAGACACCCAAUUUUGCUUUAAAGACGAACGAGCUUCCGGGUGCAGACCAAGCCUCCCCUGACGAGUACCGUCUUACGGUGCACUGCUUUUCUGAAAACAGGGAUUGCCAACGAGAUGCAUAUCAUGGUACUUCCUCUGAUCUGCGGAGAGGAUGUGGUCUGGAAGAACCGCCGUCCACGUCUCUACCAGACGACAACGACUAUCGUCCGAACGACGUGAUACUCGAUCUCGUUUAUGGGUCUGCAUUGCUGGAGGCGUGGGGUGCUCAGGAUGCGAAGGAGAGAUGCAGAGCCCAUAGCAAAAAAUACUACAGCGAGGGACCAGGUGUGCAAGAUGAAGAUCGUGCUGGGGACGAGGAGAAAUUGCUUGGUAAACGGAAGAAAAAGGAACACUCUGGAAGACGAGUACGGCGCAGUAAGCGGCGGGUGAAUCAAGCAGAGCCGGAGGAGCCGUACGACACAUGGGAUGUCCUACUCGACCUGAAUUAUCUACUCAGGGGUACGUCACGAGCAGAGGUUGAAGCAAAGCGAAAAGAGCAGGAAGAGCGUGAGGCUGAGGAAAGGAAACACUAUGCGGACGAGUGGCGGAAAGGAAAGGAUGGACAGAAUUAG